AUGGACGUGAAACUGGGCACCAUCAUCAGCCGCUUCACCUUCACCCUUCCCAGUCUCUACGAUGAUGGCCGUGACGACUACGACGCCACGGUGUCCUCUCCAGACGACGCAGCCACCGAGGAGAGCUGUGGCGUUGCGUUCACCAGCGGUACACAUUGUGAUGAAGCCCGAAAGACCCCAAAGACGACGCAGGCCGGCUCGAGAUCGCACGUCGCGCGGUUCGGCGCGCCAGCGUCACCGACGGAGAAGCUGGACAUCACAGGCGCAUACGCGUUUGUGAGUCACGGCGGGGCUGCAUCGUCCGCGUCGCUGGCCGCACCAUCGUCACCACCACCUCUUCUCGGUCGUGCUGCUGCCCGCGGCGACCGCAACAACAGCACCGUCGCGGCACCUCAGCACGACGUUGGGGACCGCGGGGGUGGCGCUGUGCGGUAUGGUACGUCGCUGCACCUACCGGACCUUGUGCAGCUGGCGGCGCAUGCUUGGAACGUGGAGCUUCACUGCGGAUCGACGGGUGCUGCGAGUCACUGCGUGCUGCGGCUGCCCCCGUUUGUCCUCGGCAGCACCCUCUACCGCGGCCCGGUGGUGUAUGUGCUGGCAUCUGGGGUGGUGCGCAUGGCGACGCACGGCAGCGUGGCUGCAACGGAGCUGCUCGCCCGGCGCGUCCGUGACGCGCUGCACGAGGCCUGCAAACCGUUGGCAGUGCGCAGAGCAGCCCGGGAGGAACUGCUCUUGAUGCGGGCAGUGCUGGAAGACUCUCUCUCGGACAUGCUGGAGGACGAAGGCGGCGAAGAGGGGCCUGCGCGACACCUCUGCACUGCUGUGCUCAAAGCCGAGGCGAGGCUACCUAGCAGCGGCGUGUCUCUGUCAACCGCACUGGCCGCAGAUACGGCGAUGAGCAGUCAACACGGGCGCAGGGCCGCCUUUGGAUCUUCGGCUGCUGCUGCUCGAAUAGGGCCCAUGGCACGUGACAAGGCGGGGCACGGUCUCCCAACGCUCGUCUCAACUCCAUCAGUGCUCUCUGCGAGGGGGUGCAAGAUCGACUUUUUACAAGCGGUGGCGACCCCGCGCUGGGACGAGAUCGUCGGCCUGCGUGCCUCGCUCUUCGCGCCAGCCUCAGCAGCCCCUGGCAGUGAGAACAGCGGCGGCGGCGGCGUGGCUAAGGCGGAUCGGGACGCCGAAGGAGCCCCCCGCGUAUCGGUGCGGCGCGCGAGUGUAAACGUUCGCGGUGAUGCGCCGAUGGAGUGGUGGCGGUGGUACCUCGGUGUGCAGGCCGACGAUCACGGCGUGGGUGGAGGCGAUGGCAGUGGCGCUGCCCGCCGUGGGGGAGGCGCCCCGUCGGCUGCUGCCGCGAAUUCGGAGGAACCCUUUCCAGGAGAUUGUAGUGGGGUGCCACUGCUGGGGUCCUGGCUCAGCGGCGAUGCCUCCGAAGGAGGCAACGCAGAUGCUCGCAGUUCCAACAAGACGACGGGCUUCUGGACCUGCGCUGGGUACGCGGACGCAUCUCCGGAGAAUGCCGCGAGCUUUGUGCACUUCCUGCAGCGGCGACGAGCGUUGUUGGCACACCACGUCGCCUCCUUCAAGCUGCGCCGACAAGCCACCCAGAAUAGCCUUCAAAUCCUGCUGGACUGGCGAACAGCCACCCCGCCGACACCACCAGCACCACCAGCGCCUCUCUCUGCAGCAGCGGCGCCGCUCAUGGGACGCCCUCCACUCGCUCGAGCGUUGGUGGGGCAUCCGAUGGCAGUGGCACAACCGCUGCCUGACUCCGGCACGCCAUCGGUGCCUGCUGCUCCGACCAGGACCAACAUCAGUGGCAACACUUGGGUGACGGAGGCGAGCGCGGCAAACUUCUUCAUGGAGUCGACCUUCAUUGCCGAGUCUGCGGCGCCGUUUGAACUGGAGAGUGUGCGGAUGCCAACGGACAGGAUGUCAUCCGCCGACCCCGCGCUGCCGGUGAGCAUGGCUUUGGGCGACAGGAACGUGGCAAACCCUUGUGGCAGCACGGCUCUCGCGCCGGACAGUGGUUGUGGCAGCAUGUCUGCGUUGCUCGAACCCAGCGUAGGCCACUCCGUGCUGCGCUACGACAGCAGCAGCAGCAAGGACGACAGGACCGCGGCCAAGGCAGCACCCGAAAAACGCAUGCGCGGAGUUGCAGCAGCCCAGGCAUCGGCGGCAAACAGAGAUGAGGCGGCGUCUGCGGCGAUGGAGCAUGUCACGUGCCUUAUCCACCGCACUGGCCGUGUGCAGAUGACCGCCGCUUCGGAGCUGGCGCUGCGGCAGAUGUGUGCCAUGCUGCUCAUUCCUUUCUUGGUGGCCACGGCGGAGGUGGAGCUGUGA
Leishmania major strain Friedlin is the source of this 2340-nucleotide messenger RNA. RefSeq lists its product as hypothetical. Lineage: Eukaryota; Euglenozoa; Kinetoplastea; Trypanosomatida; Trypanosomatidae. Bases 1 to 2340 code for a protein of 779 amino acids. The record is from RefSeq and is a predicted model, not a curated record. The transcript has a single exon.